GUCUGAGAAAUGGCCGCUUAGGGGGAGACCUCCGUGCACCAUUGCAACUUUUGCUCAGAAUUUCGACAUUACGGCUCUCAGAUUACAUUUAUCUCCUCUCUGAGUGAGUCAAGCAGCUAUUCGACCUACAGUUGCUGGAUAAAAUGGCAUCUAAACGCGUCAGUCCACCUAAAACCAGGCAACGUGAUAACGCUAAAGAUGGCGCGGGCGACCGAGAAGAGAUUGCUAGCAUACACGAGCUUCUCAAUAUAGUGGAGCUGCAGGAAAGAUCCCGCCGCAACAAUCUGCGAUUUCAGGGUUUUCCAGAGCAUUGCGAAGGGAGAGGCCCAGCAGAAUUCCUGUCGGAUGUGAUUCCUGAGAUGCUCGGCUUGGAGUUCCCGUGUGGGCUCGUGGUGGAGCGAUGUCACCGCUUGGCAGCCGCUCGUAUGGGGAGCAACAGGCCGGAGAGAAUUCCCAUCACCCGGUUCCUUAACUGGGAGGACAAGGAGUCAGCAACCAACGCGGCGAGGGAAAAGGGUGAAAUCCGCUGGAAUGGCAACCUCAUCCGGAUCUUCCAGGACUAUUCAAAGGAAACGGUGUCUUUGCGGCAAAGUGUUGAGAAUGCAAGAGGCCGCAGGAAAGCUUUCAAACUGAAAUACCCGGCGGUUCUCUGUAUCGCUACGGGGGGCGGAGGAGAGCGGCGUUUUGAGAGUGCUCGCACCGCGCUGAGCUUCAUUUCAGCCCUACAGCCGGUGGCCGAGCCCCCACCUGAUGGCGCAUUGUACCGCGGGAGUCCUGGACUUGAUGUAGGCCAGAUUGGCCGUUAAACAUGGCUUAGCAACAGAGAACUUGAAGGUGGAUCUCACUGGACGAUGGAUUUCUGAACUGGAUUACUGACUGGAUUACUAGCUGAAAUCUCCACAGAGCCAAGAUGGUCAGCAUCAUCUGUGAAUCAUGUCCCUGUUUUAACCCAUUGUUGGAAUAUGAAGGGCAAAAAGCAGAGCAAUAAUAUCGAGACUUUGGGUGAUAUUCCAGCCAAAUUACGAACUGACGCUGACGUCACCGCUCGAUGACGUCACGCUACUUGGUUUGAGCUGCGUCUGCUGACUGGUCUGAUAUGUGUUUCGUGUCUGUAGCUUCAUCUGUUUAAAGUUAAGCGGUGCAUCUCCAAUCGAUUUAAAAUAAAAUCUAGAUUAUAAAUUCUAAGA
Pygocentrus nattereri (red-bellied piranha) is the source of this 1187-nucleotide messenger RNA. RefSeq lists its product as uncharacterized. The record is from RefSeq and is a predicted model, not a curated record. Lineage: Eukaryota; Metazoa; Chordata; Actinopteri; Characiformes; Serrasalmidae. Gene Ontology annotation, cellular component: ribonucleoprotein complex. Bases 144 to 806 code for a protein of 220 amino acids. Gene Ontology annotation, molecular function: single-stranded RNA binding. Gene Ontology annotation, biological process: retrotransposition. The transcript is spliced from 2 exons.